Messenger RNA from Aspergillus mulundensis, 1596 nucleotides. RefSeq names its product putative amino acid permease family protein. NCBI's taxonomy places the organism in Eukaryota, Fungi, Ascomycota, Eurotiomycetes, Eurotiales, Aspergillaceae. Gene Ontology annotation, cellular component: membrane. Gene Ontology annotation, molecular function: transmembrane transporter activity. Gene Ontology annotation, biological process: transmembrane transport. The record is from RefSeq and is a predicted model, not a curated record. Bases 1 to 1596 code for a protein of 531 amino acids. The transcript has a single exon.
AUGGACGAAGCCCAGCCCAAGCCCGUCAAGGGCGACCACAGCGUCGAGGAGCAGGACCUGGCCGCCAUGGGCCACGUCCAGGCUCUGUCGCGCAAAUUCAGCCUCUGGAGCAUGCUCGCCUUGGCCUUCUGCGUGCUUGGCACCUACUCUACCUUUGCUCAAGGCCUCAGCAGCGGCCUCACAAAUGGCGGUUCCAUCACCAUCUUAUGGGGUCUUGUUCUUGUGACCGUCUGCAACCUCUGCGUCGCUGUCUCGCUCGGCGAACUCACCAGCAGUAUGCCGACUGCGCUUGGGCAGGCAUAUUGGGUGUGCCGGCUGUGGGACACACCAUGCGGCCGCUUUCUGUCGUACAUGACGGCAUGGAUCAACACCUUUGGCUGGUGGACCUUGACGGCGUCGCAAGUCGCUUUCAUGACAGAAUUCUUGCUGGGCAUGAAGACCAUGUUUGAUCCGGACUGGGAUGGCGCAGACAAGGGAUGGCUUCAAUUUGUCGUCUAUAUAGCCGUCGUCUUCGUCCUGACGCUGACCAACGUUGUCAGCUGCCGGUCCGAGAAGGUCCUCCCUUGGCUCAACAACUUCGUCGGAAUCUGGUUCACAGCUUUAUUCGUGGUUCUCUCUCUCGCACUUCUCAUCUCCGUCGGUGUCAAGUCAGAGCUAACCUUCCAACCCGCCUCUUUCGCUUUCGGACAAUGGAUGAACCGCACCGGCUGGUCCGACGGCGUCGUCUGGUUUACCGGCCUUGUGCAAGCCGCGUACGGCCUCACGGCCUUCGACGCAGUAAUCCACAUGGUCGAGGAGAUGCCAUCGCCGCGUCGCAACGCCCCGCGCGUUAUCUGGCUCGCCGUCUUAUUAGGCGCCAUUACCGGCUUCAUCUUCAUGCUCAUCUGCCUGUUCUGCAUCCAAGACAUCAACACCGUCGUCGACGCGAACCUGCCCUUUAUCGAACUCAUGCAGGAGACUGUUGGACUCCAGGGCGCUGCUGUCUUGCUUGCGCUAUUCAUCUUCAACGGCCUGGGCCAGGGUAUCAGUAUCCUUACCACAGCCUCACGGCUUACCUGGGGAUUUGCCAGAGACGGUGGACUCCCGUUUAGCCCGUACUUCGCACACAUCGACCCAACCUGGAAAGCGCCCGUCCGCGCUCUCUGGAUGCAAGGGUUCCUCAUUGCGCUGGUGGGAAUCCUCUACCUCUUCGCCAGCACUGUCCUCGACGCCAUCUUAAGCGUCAGCACAAUCGCCCUGACAAUUUCCUACGGUAUCCCGAUCGCUGCGCUCCUCUACGUCGGCCGAGACACGCUUCCGCCUGGCCCAUUCAGACUAGGUCGCUGGGGCACUCCGGUUAACUGGGUCAGCAUCGUGUACUGUGCUGUGACGACAGUCUUCUUCUUCUUCCCUGGGAGCCCGGACCCCGAACCCGCGGAUAUGAACUACGCCAUUGCGGUUUUCGGCGUCAUGUUGGUUGUUUCGAUUGGGUUCUGGUGGGUGCAGGGAAAGAGCAUGUAUUUGAGGACGGAGGAUGCGAUGGCGCAGAUGAUUUUCGCGAGGAGGUUGGAGGCUGAGGGGGAGGUUGGCCAUGCGGGGAGGGAGAAGGAGUCGUGA